AUGGAAGAUUCCAAAAAGGCGGAGAUCGGAAUAGUAGGAUUGGGAGUCAUGGGAGGAGCGUACGCGAGGAAUUUAUACUUCAGAGGACGCAGAGUGUCAGCCUGGACGAGAAACGAGAAAGAAAUAGAAGUAUUCGAGGCAAAGGUAAAAGAGGAUGAAAAGCGUGAAAAGGCGCUGCAAAACGCAAGCAUUAAAUGUUUCGUAAACCUGCAAGAAUUCGUCGACAGCCUGGAGAAGCCAAGGAAGGUUCUAAUGCUGAUAACAGCUGGAAGUCCAGUGGAUCACAUGCUGGAUAGGCUGAUACCGUCACUAGAUAAGGGGGACGUAAUAGUCGACGGAGGAAACGAAUGGUACAAGAACACACAAAUGAGAAUAGAGAGAUGCAAAGAAGAGGGAAUAAGGUUCUGUGGGAUGGGAGUCAGCGGAGGAGAAAGAGGAGCAAGAAAUCACCCAUGUUUUAUGUUUGGAGGAAGUAAAGAAGACUAUAAAAGCCUCAAGCCAAUAUUAUCACAAGAUGACAAGGAUUUUUACGUCGGAAGAGGAGCCUCGGGACACUACGUGAAGAUGGUACACAACGGAAUAGAGUACGCAAUAUUGCAAGUGGUGUCGGAACUGUAUAAGAUAAUGAAGCACAUAAAUAAGAUGAGUAACCCAGAAAUAUCGGAAUUGUUGAGGUCAUGGGACGAUAAUCAAUCGUCGUAUUUGUUGCAAAUAACCCAAAUGAUAUUGGAAGAGAAGGAAGGAGAAGAGUACCUGGUGGACAAGAUAACACCAUGUAUAUCGUCGAACAGCACCGGAAAGUGGACAGUACAGGACUCCUUCGAUAGAAGUGUGCCAGUGCCGUCAAUAGGAAUGGCGGUGGACAUGAGGAGCUUCAGCAACCUAACACAAAACAAACACACUCUAGAAAACACAAACCAACACACGAAGUUUAAAACAGAUGACCUUAAAAAAACAUACACAGCAGCCCUGAUAAGUAUAUUUUCGCAAGGGAUACACCUGCUGAUGGAAGCGUCGAAGGAGUUUGACUGGGACUUGAACAUGAGUAAAGUGGCAGACAUAUGGUCAAGUAACUCAAUAAUCAGCUGCGAUAUGCUGAAGGAAGUUUCAGAAUCGUAUAAAGAAAACGACGAAAUGCUACUGUUCCACCCGAAGUUUAAAGAAAUGCUGUUAAGCAGCAUGAAGCCAUGGAAACAUGUGGUGAAAACCUGCAUAGAAUACGACGUGCCAACACCAGGAGUCCUGAGCAGCCUGGAAUAUGUGCAAGUGUUAUUCUCGAAAAAUCAUUGCCAUAACCUAAUUCAAGCCCAGAGAGACUGUUUUGGGUCACACGGGUUCACCAGAACGGAUAUGGAGGGGAAUUACCACCACGAUUGGUGGAAAAAUCACUAA
Theileria orientalis strain Shintoku is the source of this 1392-nucleotide messenger RNA. RefSeq names its product 6-phosphogluconate dehydrogenase. Gene Ontology annotation, biological process: pentose-phosphate shunt; pentose-phosphate shunt, oxidative branch. Gene Ontology annotation, molecular function: phosphogluconate dehydrogenase (decarboxylating) activity; NADP binding. NCBI's taxonomy places the organism in Eukaryota, Apicomplexa, Aconoidasida, Piroplasmida, Theileriidae. The record is from RefSeq and is a predicted model, not a curated record. The transcript is spliced from 11 exons. Bases 1 to 1392 code for a protein of 463 amino acids. Gene Ontology annotation, cellular component: cytosol.